UUUGUAUGUUUCUUUUCUUACAGAACCUUACACAUGGCACUGACCGGAGUCUCUGCCGCCGUUGGCCGUGUCCUAAGCCGCCAGAAAACCCGCAAACCUAUCCUCAACACCACCCGACCCGGAAACAACUCAGCGACCCACCACCAAAUCCUCGAGCAACUCGAAGGCGGUCACAUCUCCAAAGCAGUCUCUCUCCUCUUCCCUUCUCUAGAGCCAGUCUCCUACUGGCUAUACGAGCGUCUCCUCCGCUCGUGCUCCUCGAAAUCGCUCGUCGUGCAAGCCCGCAAAGUCGUCUCCCACCUGGUGACGUUCUCUCCCCUCCCUCCGAUCUUCCUAUUGAACAGAGCGAUCGAGACUUACGGCGGAAUCGGGUGUUUGAGCGAUGCGCGCGAGCUGUUCGAGCAAAUGCCUGAACGAGACGGAGGUUCUUGGAACGCUCUGAUCACGGCUUGCGCGAAGAGCAGAGACCACGGCGAGGUGUUUCGCACGUUCGUUAGGAUGAACAGAGACGGGAUACGAGGGACGGAGACGUCUUUCUCGGGCGUGUUGAAGUCGUGCGGUUUCGUCUUGGACUUGGGGCUGCUGAGGCAGCUUCAUUGCGGUGUGGUGAAGCAUGGGUAUUCGGGGAAUCUUGAUUUGGAGACUUCGGUUGUUGAUGUUUACGGCAAGUGUGGGGCCAUGAGCGACGCGAGGAGAGUGUUUGAUGAGAUGGAAAGGCCUAGUGAUGUUUCUUGGAAUGUGAUUGUGAGGAGGUAUGUUGAGAUGGGUUUGAAUGAUGAGGCCGUGGCGAUGUUUUUCAAGAUGCUAGAGUUGAAUGUUCGACCUUUGAAUCACACGGUCUCUAGUGUGGUUUUAGCUUGUUCGAGAUCACUGGCACUUGAGGUGGGAAUGGUGAUCCACGCCAUCGCUGUGAAGCUUAAGUUUCUGCCUGACACGAUUGUUUCCACUUCUGUGUUUGAUAUGUAUGUGAAAUGUGGGAGACUGGAGAGUGCUCGUAGAGUGUUUGAUCAGACAGAGUCUAAAGAUUUGAAGUUUUGGACUUCAGCUAUGUCAGGGUACGCGAUGAAUGGUAUAACUAGAGAUGCGAGGGAGCUUUUUGAUUUGAUGCCGGAGAGGAAUAUAAUCUCAUGGAACGCUAUGUUGGGUGGAUACGUGCGUGCUAGCGAAUGGGAUGAGGCGCUGGAUUUCUUAACCUUGAUGCGCAGGGAGGUGGAAGGUAUUGAUAACGUCACUCUAGUGUGGAUUCUGAAUGUCUGCUCAGGUGUUUCGGAUGUUCAGAUGGGGAAGCAAGCUCAUGGUUUCAUCUACCGGCAUGGUUACGAUGCUAAUUUGAUUGUAGCGAAUGCGCUUCUUGAUAUGUAUGGCAAAUGCGGCGCCUUUGGGAGCGCCAAUGUUUUGUUCCGUCAGAUGAGUGAGCUAAGGGACGAGGUUUCAUGGAAUGCUUUGUUAACUGGUUUAGCUAGAGUUGGCAGGAGUGAACAAGCCUUAUCUUUCUUUGAAGGGAUGCAGCUCGAGGCAAAGCCCAGCAAGUACACACUCGCUACUCUCUUAGCGGGUUGUGCAAACGUUCCUGCGCUUAGUUUAGGCAAAGCAACCCAUGGUUUCUUGAUCAGAAACGGCUAUGAUCUUGACGUUGUUAUACGCGGUGCUAUGGUCGACAUGUAUUCCAAAUGCCGAUGCUUUGACUAUGCUAUCCAAGUAUUCGAAGAGGCGGCGGCAGCUACAAGGGACUUGAUGCUUUGGAACUCAAUGAUCCGCGGAUGCUAUCGUAACGGGAGGAGCAAAGAGGUGUUUGAGCUGUUCAUGCUAAUGGAAGGUGAAGGAGUGAAGCCUGACCAUGUCACCUUUCUGGGGAUCUUGCGUGCUUGCAUACGCGAAGGCCACGUGGAACUUGGCUUUCAGUAUUUUAGUUCUAUGAGCACCAAAUACUUUAUAUUGCCUCAGGUUGAGCAUUAUGAUUGUAUGGUUGAACUUUACUGCAAGUAUGGAUGUUUGCGUCAGCUUGAAGAGUUUCUUCUCUUAAUGCCUUUUGAUCCACCUGUCCAAAUGUUGACAAGGAUGCAUGAUGCUUGUCAAAAGUACGGAUGGAGUAAGUUAGGAGCGUGGACUGCUAAAAGGCUUCAUGAAUGAUCGUCAUUCGUCACCUUCAACCACCAUAUAUGUGAGCAUAUAUAUUAUGCAUUUAAGAAGAUUGCAGACAAAUCACGUGUGUCUUUGAAGACUAGGAUGAGGAAAGGGGAUGAAGCCGUUGCCACAAAUUUAGUGCGUGUAAUCUCUGUUUUGUAUUUUUCAAAGAAGUCUGAUAUCUCCCUGAGACAGAUCAAUGUGAUGUGAUUUUAUUUGAAAUGUAAAAUACAGAACCAUUUGUAAAUAGUAACUGAUGUCUUUUUGGCUGAAUACAAGAAUUGAAGUUAUAUAUUAUUAUUAUUA
Molecule: messenger RNA, 2430 nt
Organism: Raphanus sativus (radish)
Lineage: Eukaryota; Viridiplantae; Streptophyta; Magnoliopsida; Brassicales; Brassicaceae
Product: pentatricopeptide repeat-containing protein At3g26540
Exons: 1
Coding region: 34-2130 (698 amino acids)
Biological process (GO): RNA modification
Molecular function (GO): protein binding; RNA binding
Source: RefSeq, a predicted model, not a curated record